Molecule: messenger RNA, 2241 nt
Organism: Ooceraea biroi (clonal raider ant)
Lineage: Eukaryota; Metazoa; Arthropoda; Insecta; Hymenoptera; Formicidae
Gene: Arp10
Product: Actin-related protein 10
Source: RefSeq, a predicted model, not a curated record
CAUGAUCUCGCGCGAUCAAUCUCUCUCUCUCUCUCUCCCUUUCCUUCCUUCCUUCUUUCUUUUCCUCGUCCUCGUUACGAUGUCCGCGAUGUGACGCGAAUAGAAGGCUCGCAAACAGCAGCUCACCGAGCUCUGAACGACUCUGCUACCGAAGCACGUCGCGAGAUCGUUCAGCUGCACGAUCCACCCUCGCGAUCCAUCGACGAUCGCCACGCACCUAUUUAUUAUUUUUCACCAAACGAAAUGGCUAAUCGAGUCCCGCACGGGCAACCGCACACCUUCUAGACGUUCCUCAGUUCUUCGGCAUCGUUGCGUCACUCACUGAGAAACUUUGGUCAGGAUGACGUUGUUCUGCAGCCGCCACGCAACAUGUCCGAGCGAAAGUGAUACGACGUCGCUAAUCGCUGCUGCUCGAAAUGUUUUGUCGGGCGGCCAUAUUGGUGCUCGUCGCUUCGGCUUCGAAGAAUGCGGGAUCUAUAGACGGAAUGCAGGGGCAUGAAAGCACCGUCCAACAUAGUAUCGCAACUCCUCGGACAUGUUUCGAAAUGUUGCUGAAAAUUUACAGCACGCGUUAUGUAAAGUACAAAUUUUCUGUACUUCAGUAGUUUCGGAACGCAUAUCACGUUUCAAAAUCUUGUCACACAAAUUAGGUUAUUCGAAUCAAACGCGCGUCUAUGCCCAGAUGUCUUGUCGAAUAAUCAAUUCAAAAUUAUAUUUCCAUCGUUUGACGCACCAUUUUGUAAUUAUUAUUUGCUUUUACACGCAUAUCGAACAUCAUGAGACCACAGCUCGGGUCAAUGCCAUGGUUAAUUUUAACAUGUAGGUUAAAUUUUCGGUAGUUUCGGAACGCCGAACAUAUGUUCGCGUCUUCGUCUCUGUAGCUGUCAAGCAACCACUGUGUCGCGUCGUAUGUUGCACGAUUACAAUUAAAAACAGGAGAAACGUUCUUACGCUCAAAAAAUAAAGAUGCUUCGCGGGUACGAGGGUGUGAGGUACAUUUCGGAUAAGCAAAUGGUGGUUUUUGAUAUUGGCAGUGCAUACACGAAGUUUGGUUAUGCUGGAGAAACCUCUCCACGUGGUAUUAUCCGCACGGAAGUAAGAUGUCCAGAAUCGAAGAAGGUUCGCAAAAUUAUUGAUCAUACGGACGUCCAGGAUCUGUAUCAACUUCUUGUGGAAUUUCUUCAUCUACUAUUUUUCAAACACGUUGUUAUAAGCCCAAAAGACGCAAGAAUAUUGCUUCUGGAGUCUCCAUUAGCAGUGACGUCAUUCAGAGAUACCCUGACAAGAGUACUGUUCAAGCACUUUGAAGUCGGUUCCAUUUUGUUCCUACCGAGUCAUUUAGCGGCAAUCAGUACUCUCGGUACUGAUACAGCCUUGGUACUGGAUGUUGGAUAUCGAGAAGCAACUUUAAUACCAAUUUUUGAGGGGAUACCUGUGCUUAAAGCUUGGCAAGCUUUACCUUUGGGCGGAGAGAUCAUACACGAAAACUUGAAAAGAUAUUUUAAUGACAUAUCAGACGAUACAGAUCUAUCAGAAAAAGUAUUGGAAGACAUCAAAGUAAGAACAUGUUUCGUAACUACCCUAGAAAGAUCCGCAAAGCUAGGAGCGAAAGACGCGCCUACCCCACCUCCCGAUGUUACUUAUCCUGGUGUUAAAAGAAUUGUCAUACCUGGGGAGAUUAGGGAGAAGGCGUUUGAAGUACUGUGGGAAAGAGAUAAUGAUAAUCUCUCCUUACCAACUAUGAUUCUCGACGCUAUCGUUAAGUGCUCGUUGGAUACAAGGCUAAAGUUAGCCGAGAAUAUAAUUCUCAUUGGAGGAACAACCAUGACAAGAGGCUUUGCGAGUCGUUUGAAAUCAGAAUUGCAGGCCUUAGUUAAAAGCGAUUUGUAUGAAACGAAAUUGAAAGUACGGUCAUUUAAGUUUCAUACAGCACCUAGCAAGCCAAAUUAUACGGCAUGGUUAGGAGGUGCCAUUUUUGGCACUACAGAUUUACCAUUACGGUGUCUAACGAAGGAAGUGUACUUGAAGACGAACCGAGUUCCCGAUUGGUCUAAUCUUAUAGAUAAUCAAAAGGAUGAAACAUCUUACGAGAUAUGAGUAUGCGAGGGAGUACGCUCGACGGUUUAACACAAUUUAAUGUAUAAAAAGCAAAUGGAUAAUUGUAUUUCUUGUGUAUCAUUGUAAGCAAUCGUUAUUAUUUAUAAUACUAUUUUACACAAUUGUAAUUAUAUAUAGUAUAUU